Mya arenaria is the source of this 5247-nucleotide messenger RNA. RefSeq lists its product as uncharacterized. The record is from RefSeq and is a predicted model, not a curated record. Bases 1 to 5247 code for a protein of 1748 amino acids. Gene Ontology annotation, biological process: DNA integration. Lineage: Eukaryota; Metazoa; Mollusca; Bivalvia; Myida; Myidae. The transcript has a single exon. Gene Ontology annotation, molecular function: nucleic acid binding.
AUGGCAGAAACGGAUGAAGAAAAGGUUGAAGACGUUACACAUGACAACGAAAGUAAGUUGACAAGCUUGAAAAUGAAAAAAUCCCGUAAAAAAGCGGCGUUUACUCGAAGCAAAAACAAACUUCUAGAGGAAUUGAACGAUGAGACACAUGAGAAAGAACUAUUAAGAGAGCUGAUUGAUAAGUUAGAAGUAAACAUGGAUGAGGCUAUUACUUCGAUAGAAGAAUUGACAAUUGAGUACAAAACGCAGGGAAAAACUAAAGGAAUGAAGUCAACUGUCAAUGAAAUUGACCUCUUGUCAAAGGAAUAUGAUAAGGUGUUAGAUGAGUAUCAUUAUUUAAUGAGCGAAACAAGUAGCAAGAAAUCAACAAAAAUAGAACCAAGCAUCAGUAAGCAAAAACAAGUUGAUAAAGACUUGAGGUGUCAGUUGAAACGUGUGUCCAUCCCUAUGUUCUCUGGUAACAAGAAAGAUUUCCCAUUCUGGAAGGCAGCCUUUGAGGCAUGUAUUGACAAAACAGAUGCGUCUGCAGAGUAUAAGUUUUUGCAAAUGCGCCAGUAUUUGACAGGUGAAGCAUUGAAAACGGUAGAGGGCCUUGGACAUUCAGCUGUAGCUUAUGACAAAGCAAAAGAACGCAUUGAGAGGAAAUAUGGUGGGGAAAGACGACUAAUGACAAAAUUCAUGGACGAUAUUGCAACAUUUCCACAAAUAAAACGUGAGAAUGCGAAAUCAACAGAAAAGUUUGUUGAUCUACUAGAUAUCACCCUGGUAAACAUGUUAGAGAAUAAAAUUGAAGACCUGCAUAGUGGUAUUCUUUAUCAGCAACUGUUAAAGAAGCUACCAGAAUCCAUGAUUUCACGCUAUGAACGUUGGGUAUAUGAAAACGAGAAACAAGAGUCAGUGGAAACAUUAAGUGAAUGGACAGUGAAAGAAGCAGAAUUUCAAAACAUUGCAACGGAAACAAAAUACGGGCUGGAUGGAAAAUGUGAAAGUGAUUACCGAGAGCAUAAAUCAUUUUUUACUUCACCUAAGAAAGCCCUGAGGUCAUGCAGUAUGUGUCAUCAAGAUCAUAAUAUUUGGGACUGUAGUCAAUACAAGAAACUGUCAAUAGAAGAAAGAUGGGAGAAGGCAAAAUGCUUCAGGUUGUGUUUUCGGUGUCUUGGUAAUAAUCAUUCUGGUAGACAGUGCAAAAGAACAAGACAAUGUGGAGUAGGUGGGUGUAACAGAUUACACCAUAGAUUACUACAUAACCUCAAUCCGGAUGCAAGAGCAUUUUGUCCAAAGAGAGAUGAAAUUAGACACGAACCAAAUGAGGUUAGAGACACAUCUGGUGAGACUUUCACAAGCUCACAGAACAAUAGUAUUUCGUUACGAACAGUUCCAGUUUUAGUGUGUGCAAAUGGAAAAGAAAUUAAGAUUAAUGCACUUUUAGAUGACGGAAGUACAAAAACAUAUGUCAACAGUGAUGUUGCUGCUGAACUUGGUUUAACUGGAGACAAAACUGUUUUGCAGGUGAAUGUGCUGAAUGGAAGGUGUGAAGAAUUAGACACUAUGAAUGUUACAUUCAAGUUGAACAAUGUAGACAGGGAUUUAGAACUAGACAUUACAGCCGUUACCACUAUAGAAGUAACCGGGAAACUGAAACCUACAGACUGGAGUCAAAAUGUACAUAGAUGGGCUCAUUUAAAAGGAAUUAAAUUCCCAAAAUUGGGAAAGAAACCCAAAAUAGACUUGUUAAUAGGGCUUGACCAUGCAGAAUUGCAUAGAAGUUUGGAAGAAAUAGUAGGUGAACCUAAUUCACCUAUCGCAAGACUAACACCUCUAGGAUGGACAUGCAUUGGUCCAGUGAAAAACCAGAAUUAUAAGGAUACAUGUUUGUAUACAUUUAAUACAGUUCAGUGCACAAGCGAACUGCAUCAAAUCGAUGAGACCUUAAAACGAUUUUGGGAAACAGAGGCUAUUGAAAAUAGACCAAAAAUGAAUUCGGAAGAAGUGAAAUCCCUAAAAAUAGUAGAAGAUACUUUAGAGUAUAAUGAAGAAAAUAAGAGGUAUACAGUGUCAAUACCAUGGAAAGACAACAAAAAGGAUCUGGUCAUUAACUAUGAACAUGCCAUGAAAAGGUUUGAGCAUACAGAAAGAAAGCUAAACAAAGACAUAAACUUGAAAAAGGCAUAUGCAGAAACUAUUGAGAGUUACAAAGAGAAGGGUUACAUUUCUGAAGUCAGUAGUACAAAUGAUCAAGAGUGGUACAUGCCUCAUUUUCCGGUUAUUAAAUCUGAUCGAGAGACAACAAAAAUGCGCAUUGUAUUUGACGCUUCAGCCAAGUACAAAGACUUGUCGUUAAAUAACGUCAUCUGUCAGUGUCCAAAGCAACAGAAUGAACUGUUUGACAUUCUAUUGAGAUUUAGAAUGAAGGCUGUAGCAAUCAUGUGUGACAUUCAAGAGAUGUAUUUGCAAGUGGGUUUAGCAAAUCCAGAUAGAGCAAUGCAUAGGUUUCUGUGGCGUACAGAAUGUAGCAAACCAAUAGAGACAUAUGAGUUCAAUCGUGUAGUGUUUGGGGUCAGUGCAUCCCCAUUUUUGGCGCAGUUUGUUUCGCAAGAAAAUGCAAGAAGGUUCAUGGAGCAAUAUCCAAAUGCAGCCGAAUGCGUGUUGAGAUCAACAUAUAUGGACGAUACCAUGGACUCAGUGGAAGAUGAAAUAGCUGCAAUUGGAUUGUACCAUGAAUUGUCAAGUCUAUGGCGAUUAGCAGGAAUGAAACCGAGAAAAUGGAUGACAAACUCCUCAGUCGUACUAGCUGAAAUACCGCAAGGAGAACGAGCUUACAAAAUGGAAGUUACAGACACAGAAAUGCCAUCUGUCAAGACAUUAGGACUCAAUUGGGACUCACAAGAAGAUAUGUUCUUCUUUCGCAAUACAGCAGUGGAUAUAGAGAGCAUGAAAUUGACAAAAAGGAUAGUCCUGAAGAAAAUUGCAAGUUUAUUCGAUCCCCUCGGGUUUCUUACACCCUUCACAGUAAGAGCCAAGAUGAUUAUGCAGGACAUAUGGGUUGCAGGUGUAGACUGGGAUGAUGAGCUACCAGAACACCUCACAGCUGAAGUAAAGAUGUGGUUCUCAGAACUUGAACAACUGAGUGACGUCAAGAUAAAUCGUUGUAUCAACAUCACACCUGCAAGUGCAAUACACACAUUUGUUGAUGCAUCUAGUCAAGCAUUUGGAGCAGUUGUAUAUGCUGUAAGUCCUGCUGAUAACAUUAAAGAUUGUGCUGAAAGCAGUGUCAGGUUGAUUGCUGCGAAAAGUAGAGUUGCACCACUUAAGACAUUGAGCAUUCCUAGAUUGGAACUUUUAGCAGCUACACUUGGUCUCAAAUUAACACAAACAGUCUGUGCAGCGUUAGGUAUAGAAUUAGAAAGUACGGUGUUCUGGUCAGACAGCAUGAAUGUAUUAUAUUGGAUACGUGGUGCAAGCAGACAAUACAAGACAUUUGUCGCUAAUCGAGUAGGCACAAUUCAGGAUGCAACCACUCCAAAACAAUGGCGACAUGUCAGUUCAGCGAACAACCCAGCAGAUAUAGCAUCUCGUGGUAGUCAAUUACAUACUCUGUCAGAAAGUGAACUAUGGUGGCACGGACCUAACUUUCUUAAAUGUUGUGAAGAAUCGUGGCCUGAGAACAAAAUAGACAUGACAGAUGGUGUAAAGGUUGAAAUGAAAAGAAAGUCUGCUCCGGAUCGAGGCAAUACAUUCAUAGCUACGAACAAGAUAGAGGACAACAGACUCGAUCCAAAUAGAUAUUCUAACUGGAAUCGGUUAGUGAGGAUUCAUGCAUGGGUAGCUAGAUUCAUUGACAAUUGUCAAAAGAAAGAGACAGAAAGAAAGUUGUCGAAAGAACUUAGCUUGAGUGAAAUUCAAGAUGCAGAAGGAAUAAUUAUUCAACAAGCACAGAUAGAAGCAUUUGAAAAUGACUAUUCACUCCUUUCGAAGGGCAAAUCAGUAUCAACGAAUAGUAAGCUUGCUCCUUUGAAUCCAAAACUAGACAUUGAAGGCAUAAUGCGAAGUGACAGUAGGUUGAAAUAUGCUGAAUAUCUUCCAUAUAGUGUGAGAUAUCCAAUUAUCUUACCAAGAAAACAUUGUGUUACAAAGCUAAUAGUGAAACAGGGUCAUGAGCAAACUGACCAUGGUGGAACAAAUCGGACUUUAGCUUCAUUGUCAGAUAGAUAUUGGAUUUUGUCAUCACGCGAAGCAAUCCGAGAAUAUGAAUCAAGUUGCACCGAAUGCAAACGUCGAAAAGCAAAAGCGAGCACGCAGAAAAUGGCUCCUUUACCAGUAGAACGUCUGAGACAAUCUGUGAAGCCGUUUACAAAUACAGCAGUUGACUAUGCAGGGCCAUUCAUUACCAAGCAAGGUCGGGGAAAGGUUAGGUUGAAAAGAUAUUUGUGUGUUUUUACCUGCAUGGUAACAAGGGCAGUUCAUUUGGAAGUUUCAUAUAGCUUAGACACUAACUCUUUUAUCAACACCUUAUCACGGUUUGUCAGCAGAAGGGGUGUUCCAGACCGUAUACUUUCUGAUAAUGGAACAAAUUUUGUCGGUUGUGUUAAUGAACUGCGAGAGCUUUACAAGCGGUUAGACAGAAAUAUGAUUAUUCGAAAUGCUAACGAGAAACGAAUAGACUGGAAGUUUCUGCCACCAAAUUCACCUCACUUCGGAGGUGUGCACGAAUCAAUGGUAAAAUGUGCAAAGAGGGCUUUGUACAAAGUUCUUAAAAACACAAACAUUUCAGAUGAAGAAUUGGUGACUGCUGUUGUUGGUGCUGAAGGAAUGAUAAAUAGCAGACCAUUGACGUAUCAGUCAGCUAACCCAGAAGAUAGUACUGUGUUAACCCCAAACCACUUCUUACAUGGACAAUGUGGCGGAACAUUUGCUCCUAAUGUAGACAAAGCAUCAGCCAACAAUUUGAAGAAACGUUGGCGAUAUAUACAAGAACUCCUCAGACACUUUUGGAAACGGUGGUUCCAAGAGUAUCUGCCCACUCUUGUUUCUCGAAACAAGUGGUACCAUGGCUCUAGAGAUUUCCAGCCAGGAGACGUGGUAAUGGUCAUCGAUCCAGAUAUCCAUAGAGGUCAAUGGCAACUCGGGCGUGUGGUUGAUGUCCAUCCAGGUCGUGAUCAACGAGUCCGUGUGGUUGAUGUUCGAGUCGGAAAGACAGUUGUUCGGCGACCAAUCACGCGAGUCAGCAUACUCGAGAAGUGCGCUUAA